Molecule: messenger RNA, 7696 nt
Organism: Oncorhynchus gorbuscha (pink salmon)
Lineage: Eukaryota; Metazoa; Chordata; Actinopteri; Salmoniformes; Salmonidae
Product: ankyrin-3-like
Exons: 48
Coding region: 273-5729 (1818 amino acids)
Biological process (GO): signal transduction; protein localization to T-tubule; regulation of cardiac muscle contraction
Cellular component (GO): T-tubule
Molecular function (GO): protein binding
Source: RefSeq, a predicted model, not a curated record
AAACAGAGCGUGGUUACCGUAGUAACCGUUUCUCUUCUCUCCACCUCUGUGCCUGGUGAUGCUCGUGGCUCUCUUGCUCCUGGAUUCUACACUGACUGAGGUUGACACAGAAACAGGAGGAGACGUUUCCUCAUCAUUUCUCCUGCCUACCCUUAUCCUCCGACACUCUUCUCGUCAGCAGGACGGAACUCUUUUUCCCUUUCCUUAUCUUUUUCUCUGAGAUCGUUGGCUUCCACUUCCCUGGGAUUUCUACCGUUUUUUUGUAUUCCGCCAUGGCUCACGCAGCCUCCGCAUUGAAGAAGAACCGGGACGUGGAUGUCAAUGCUAUCGAGGAUGAGAAAGAAAAGAAAAGGAGAAUUAAGAAACUAGCGUCCCGGGAACAAAAGAGAAAGUCGGACAGCAAUGCCAGUUACCUGCGAGCAGCGCGGGCUGGGAACCUGGAGAAGGCCCUGGACUACCUCAAGUCUGGGGUAGAAAUCAACAUCUGCAACCAGAAUGGGUUGAAUGCUCUUCAUCUGGCCUCUAAGGAGGGUCAUGUAGAGGUGGUGGCUGAGCUGCUGAAGCUAGAAGCCAAUGUGGACGCGGCGACCAAGAAAGGAAACACCGCUCUUCACAUAGCCUCCCUGGCCGGCCAAACGGAAGUGGUGAAAGAGCUAGUGACCAAUGGAGCCAAUGUGAACGCACAGUCUCAGAAUGGCUUCACCCCGCUCUACAUGGCAGCCCAGGAGAACCAUAUUGAGGUGGUUCGCUUCCUCCUGGAACACAACUCCAGCCAGAGUAUGGCCACCGAGGACGGGUUCACCCCUCUGGCGGUGGCGCUGCAGCAGGGGCAUGACCAAGUGGUGUCUCUGCUCCUGGAGAAUGACACCAAGGGCAAGGUGCGUCUGCCCGCCCUGCACAUCGCCGCCCGCAAGGACGACACCAAGGCUGCAGCGUUACUGCUCCAGAACGACCGCAACGCAGAUGUGGAGUCCAAGAUGAUGGUGAAUAAAACGACAGAGAGCGGCUUCACUCCUCUCCACAUCGCUGCUCACUAUGGCAACAUCAACGUGGCCACGCUUCUGCUGAAUCGGGGGGGAGCUGUGGACUUCAUGGCCAGGAAUGACAUCACACCUCUCCAUGUGGCAUCUAAAAGAGGCAAUAGUAACAUGGUCAAACUGUUGUUGGACAGAGGAUCCAAAAUAGAUGCCAAGACUAAGGACGGACUGACACCUCUUCACUGUGGAGCGAGGAGCGGUCAUGAACAAGUGGUUGAGAUCCUGCUGGACCGCGGAGCCCCCAUUCUGUCCAAGACAAAGAACGGGCUGUCCCCCCUGCACAUGGCCACUCAGGGCGACCACAUCAACUGUGUCCAGCUCCUCCUUCAGAACGAUGUCCCCGUUGAUGAUGUCACCAACGACUACCUGACAGCGUUACACGUGGCCGCCCACUGUGGACACUACAAAGUGGCCAAGCUCAUAGUGGACAAAAAGGCCAACCCUAACGCUAAAGCACUGAACGGCUUCACCCCGCUUCACAUCGCCUGCAAGAAGAACCGCUCCAAAGUGAUGGAGCUGCUGCUGAAACACGGAGCAUCGAUCCAGGCUGUGACAGAGUCUGGACUCACUCCUAUUCACGUGGCCGCUUUCAUGGGACAUGAGAACAUUGUCAACUCACUGACGCAUCACGGAGCUUCGCCCAACACCACCAACGUGAGGGGGGAGACAGCGCUGCACAUGGCAGCCCGGGCAGGUCAGGCUGACGUGGUGCGAUACCUGCUGCAGAAUGGAGCGAAGGUGGAGACUAAGGCCAAGGACGACCAGACAGCGCUGCACAUCUCCAGCCGGCUGGGGAAGGCCGACAUUGUCCAGCAGCUGCUGCAGAGGGGGGCUUCUGCUAACGCUGCCACCACGUCAGGCUACACACCCCUCCACCUGGCUGCCCGCGAAGGUCACGAGGACGUAGCCGCCAUGCUGCUGGACCAGGGUGCAUCGCUGUCAGCCUCCACUAAGAAAGGGUUCAGUCCUCUUCACGUGGCAGCGAAGUAUGGGAAGAUGGAAGUGGCCAGCCUGCUUCUUCAGAAGAGAGCAGCUCCGGAUGCAGCUGGAAAGAGUGGGCUAACUCCACUGCAUGUAGCUGCUCACUACGAUAAUCAGAGAGUGGCUCUACUGCUUCUGGAUCAGGGAGCAUCUCCCCACGCUGCCGCCAAGAAUGGCUACACACCCCUCCACAUAGCUGCCAAGAAGAACCAGAUGGACAUCGGGACCACCCUACUGGAGUACGGGGCGGACACCAAUGCUGUGACCCGCCAGGGCAUCAGCCCUGUUCACCUGGCUGCACAGGAGGGCAGUGUGGACCUGGUCUCUCUGCUGCUCACCAAGAACGCCAGCGUCAACAUGGGCAACAAGAGUGGUCUCACACCUCUCCACUUAGCGGCGCAGGAGGACAAAGUCAACGUGGCGGAAGUCCUGCUCAACCAGGGGGCGGACGUCGUCCCCUCGACAAAGAUGGGAUACACUCCGCUGCAUGUGGCUUGUCACUAUGGCAACGUCAAGAUGGCGGACUUCCUCAUACAGAACCAGGCCAGAGUUGAUGACAAAACAAAGAACGGCUACACGCCCCUCCACCAGGCGGCGCAGCAGGGCCACACCCACAUCAUCAACCUGCUGCUGCAGCACGGAGCCUCUGCCAAUCAGCUGACCGUGAAUGGGAGCACAGCCUUGUCCAUCGCCUGUCGUCUUGGUUACAUCUCAGUGGUCGACACUCUCAGGCCAGUGACUGAUGAGAAUCUGACCUCUGUGACUGCGACAGAAAAACACAAAAUGAACAUCCCCGAGACCAUGAACGAGUUUCUGGACAUGUCUGACGAUGAAGCUAAGGCUAAUGCGCCGGAAAUUCUCAAUGACGACUGUAUUUCAGAUGUUGACGAAGGUGAGGAUGCAAUGACCGGCGACACUGACAAAUAUCUGCGGCCCCAGGACCUCAAGGAGCUGGGGGACGACUCUCUCCCGCAGGAGGGCUACAUGGGGUUCAGCAUUGGAGUCCGCUCAGCGAGCCUCCGCUCCUUCAGUUCGGAUAGGUCCAACACCCUCAACCGCAGCUCCUACGCGCGAGACAGCAUGAUGAUAGAGGAGAUCCUCGCCCCGACCAAGGACACGCACCUGGCUGUAACCCGGGACUACGAUGCAGAGUGUCUGAGGCGCUACAGCUGGACCCCAGACACAAUAGAUCACAGUAACACUGUGUCCAGCCCCAUUCACUCAGGCUUGUCCUCCCCGCUCCCUCAGUAUGACUCCAGAUUCCUGGUCAGCUUCAUGGUGGAUGCCCGUGGGGGUUCCAUGAGAGGAAGUCGAAGCAACGGCAUGCGUAUCAUCAUCCCGCCCCGGAAGUGCACGGCUCCCACCCGCAUCACCUGCCGCCUGGCCAAGAGGCACAAACUGGCCUACCCCCCACCCAUGGUGGAGGGAGAGGGCCUGGUCAGCCGCCUGGUGGAGGUCGGCCCCGCAGGAGCCCAGUUUCUGGGACCUGUGAUCGUGGAGAUUCCUCAUUUCGGCUCCAUGAGGGGAAAGGAGAGGGAACUGAUCGUGCUGAGGAGUGACAACGGUGACACAUGGAAGGAACACCAGUACGACUGCCAUCCAAGUGACAUCACAGACAUUCUCAACGGGAUGGACGAAGAACUGGACAGCAAUGCUGAGCUGGAGAAGAAGCGUAUCUGUCGAAUCAUCACCAGGGACUUCCCCCAGUACUUCGCGGUGGUGUCCAGGAUCAAGCAGGAGAGUAACCACAUGGGUCCAGAGGGCGGGACUCUGACCAGCCUGACCGUGCCCAUGGUCCAGGCCUCCUUCCCACAGGGGGCGCUCACCAAAAAGAUACGCGUUGGCCUGCAGGCUCAGCCCGUCCCAGAUGACAUGGUGAGGAAUCUCCUCGGCAACAGGGCCACCUUCAGCCCUAUCGUUACUGUGGAGCCCAGGAGGAGGAAGUUCCACAAGCCCAUUACCAUGACGAUCCCUGUACCGCCCCGAUCGGCAGAGGGCCACCCCAGUGGACCCAGGGGAGACUCCACCCCCUGCCUGCGCCUCCUCUGCAGCAUCACAGGUGGAACAUCUCCUGCCCAGUGGGAGGACAUAACAGGAACUACUCCGCUGUCCUUCGUCACAGACUGUGUUUCCUUCACCACAAACGUGUCGGCCAGGUUCUGGCUUGCAGACUGCCACCAGAUUCCUGAGACGGUCGGUCUGGCCUCUCAGCUAUACCGGGAGCUGAUCUGUGUGCCGUAUCUGGCCAAGUUUGUGGUGUUUGCCAAGAUGAACGAUCCUGUGGAGUCACGCCUCCGUUGCUUCUGCAUGACGGACGACAAGGUGGACAAGACUCUGGAACAACAGGAGAACUUUGAAGAGGUGGCCAGGAGCAAAGACAUUGAGGUCUUGGAGGGCAAGCCUAUCCAUGUGGAUUGCUACGGCAAUUUAUCUCCUCUUACCAAGAGCGGGCAGCAGCUGAUCUUCAACUUCUUCUCUUUCAAAGAGAACCGGCUUCCUUUCAAUGUGAAGGUCAGAGACAUGGGCCAAGAACCAUGUGGUCGACUCUCAUUUUUGAAAGAGCCGAAAACCACUAAAGGUCUUCCACAGACAGCCAUAUGCAAUUUGAAUAUCACACUGCCAACUCAUAAGAAGGACAUGAUGGAGUCUGAUCCUGAUGAUGAGACUGAAAAACCAGACCGACGUCAUACCUUUGCCUCCUUAGCUUUGCGUAAGCGCUACAGCUAUCUGACCGACCCUGCAGCGAGUCCUCAGAGUCCCUGUGAGCGAACAGACCUGCGGAUGGCCAUCGUGGCUGACCACCUGGGACUUAGCUGGACUGAGCUAGCUCGGGAAAUGGACUUUUCUGUCGACGAGAUCAACCACAUCCGAGUGGAGAACCCCAACUCCCUGACAGCGCAGAGCUUCAUGCUACUAAAGAAAUGGGUCAGCCGGGACGGUAAAAACGCAACGACGGAUGCCUUAACUGGAGUGCUGACCAAAGUCAAUCGGAUGGAUAUUGUGACUUUACUGGAGGGGCCGAUAUUUGACUAUGGUAACAUUUCAGGCACGAGAAGUUUUGCCGAUGAUAACGCUGUUUACCUGGAUCAGGCUGAUGGUUGGCACAGUGACACAUCCAGCGUCAACGUGGAGCCUCCCACACCCGGCCGCAGUGUGAGCUCAGACCUGCUAGACCGCCAGGAAAAUAGCCAGGAGAACUCCAGUGACUCCAUCACCUCUUCCUCUAGAGGAGAGCUAGCGAGGUCUAGGCACAAUGGCGAUAACACGGAGCUACCACCUCAGGACGGGUCACUUCCUGUAUCGCAGGACUCAGCCAACGGAAGAACUGGACGUGGGAAGGAAGAAGGCACGCUUGUAUCUGAGAGGAAAGUCCAGCAGCGUUUUAGUGAGUCCGGCUCUGACGAGGAGCGGACUGUCACCACCAGGGUGUUUCGGCGCCGGGUCAUUCUCAAGGGAGAACAGGCAAAGAAUAUUCCGGGCGAAUCAGUGACAGAAGAACAGUUUACUGAUGAAGACGGUAACAUCAUCACUAGAAAAGUCAUCAGAAAGGUCAUCCGCCGGGUGUCCACGCCCACGCCUGACGACCAGGGCGGGGACAGGGGGAGUUGGGACCGAGGAGACCCCUGGCCCUGCCCUUUCUUACUGGAGGAGGAGUUAGAGCAAGGAGAUGGAGCUAAAAGCAGGUCGGGAGAAAAGAAGCUUCAAUCGUAGGGGUAGCUGUGCUCCACCAGGUGUGCAGGAAUUCUUCUCAUUUCCAGGGCAGAAAGUUACAAACUGAAAAACUCAAGAAAUUUCAGCCAGGACUUGAUCCGUCUGAUUUCAAUAUGAGCAUGAAAAUCUCACUCCCUGUCAAUUGAGGGACCUGGAAGGUUCUCACCAUGGAAUCUGAAUUCUAAUUGUAUGGCUCUCACUUCCUGUGGUCUAUGGACCAGGAGAAUUCUGCUUCCUGUUUGUGACUCGUAACGUGCCAUUGGUGUCGUGAGAGCUUUUGAGGAGUAUUGUGGUGACAACAAAAAGGACUCCAUCACAGAAAAACUACAGGUGCAACUGAACAUACACCUGUGACCAAAGAUGGCACAAAAGCUCAAUUCUAGUAGUAGGAGAAAGAAAAUCAACAAAAUUACACAAAACCUAGAGGAACACUUCUGAUCCACCUCCAACACUCGCCUUAUAGUUUUUUCUUGGACCCAUAAAUGUCAGGUUGUAAAUUGCUGUGGGGUUUGUUUUCCUUUUUAAAAAUAAAAAAUAAAAUAAACACAGCUUUUUCCUGUAUAUAAAUUACAAUGUGUACAAUAGAAAAAUGAUGAGUUACAGGAUGAUAAUGCACAGGAGAGAACUUUACAAGUGCUUUCAACAUUAUUAUCAAAAUGGUUCCACUUUUAAGGAAGAUUUGAGUGUAACUUCACACGUUCUUGUAUAAUUCAUUAUUAUAGCAGGUAUAAUGUUUGUAUAUGAAAAAAGCUGGUUAGAUUUUAACAGAGGACAUUUCCAGAAAAUCUUCUGCAAAUUUAAGUGAUUCCUAAAAAGGGGAUGUAUCUAAUUCUGCAAAAGCAGAGUACUCAUAUUUUCAUGCAUGCCGUUCACAUUAUUUUAAGUACAAUUUUUACAAGUUUGCAAACACUGUAUUAAAAUGAGAAUUAAAACCCUUUAUCUGUGUACACAUAUAGUCCUUACAUUUGUCACCAGUUUUAUAUUUGAAAUGAAAAAAAUACCAUAAAAGCAUUUAUUGUGUCGGGGACUAGGAACAGUAUGAAGAAAAUUUGUUCUAUAGCUUCUUGAGGGUUUAAUGUAGUCUACCGUUUGUCUAUGUAAAACUGAACGGCAGCUUCUGCUGGCAUUAGCAUAAAUGCUAUGAGAAAGAAGUUAUCUGAAUGUAUAUGCUAGUAGACUGGCUCGCCGUAAAACUAUAACUGUAUUGUGUGUAUUGGCUAUAAGGUGUAGAGGUCUCUGUACGCUGUAAGACUGUUUGUAAUCAUUUUAGCGGUGUGUCAUUUGGUUUUAUGAAGGCUGCUGUGGUUUUAAAGAAAAGGUGUAAUUUCCUUUUGGGCUUUGGUGAAGUACUUCCUUAAAUUUAAUCUACUCACAUAAAGACAUAAGACAUUAUUUGAUUGUAGCUCUUAAUAGAAUAUGUAUGACAAAACACUGGAUGGUCAAAUGAUUAUUUAAGCAUCAAAUGAAUUGUGUGAUCUUUCUUGGCUUGAGAAUCUGUAUGCGGUGUCUAACUAGCAUUCAUUUGAUAGCUCAUUGGCGAUUACUUUGCAUUAAAUCUUCUCUUUGUAUUGGUUUGACUAGAGGCCCAUGUAGUUCAAGUGUGGUGUUAUUCUGGUGUGAAGGCUCAGACUUAGUGUGAUGAUGUUUAUGCUGUGGACAUGACAACCAAGUAAAGGACUUUAUUUUUAGACAAGUGAAGUCAUUUAGGGUAUUGUAUCAUAUCUCCCAUCCUACAUGUCAAUCAGGGGGUAGAGGCUAAUUUGAUCAAUUUUGUUUGAUAUGUGUUUUCACCUGAGCUAAUUUUUCGAUGUACAAUUCUUACUAAAAGAGUGAAGCCAUUGAAAUGUAACUAUUCUAGCACUUUGGUUAUUCAAAGUCUUCUUUUAGAGGCUAUAGCAGUAAUGACGCCACCACAAUGUUUCAAUUUAAAAACAAAAUAACAAAAUAAAAAUGCAUUGAUUUUGCAA